GCCAGAGUCUGGGGCCAGCUGGGUGACCUUGCAGUGUUUGUAAACAUACACACGUUGUCUCCCCGGAGUGCUGCGGGUUUUCCGGAGAUUCCAGAACGAGGAUAGAACCGCCAAGCCGUAACGACCGACGGACGCAGAGGACAUGGAGGUGGAGCAGAUGUGCAUAGUCGACAACGAGAUGGAGGGAUCUCGCGGUGAUCGGAAGGAAGGCGGCAAGCGAGGACGCAAGUCCGGCAGGAAGGCGUCCGAGAAGUCGGACAUGAGAGCCAAGCUCGAGCGGAGCCGACAGAGUGCGAGGGAGUGUCGUGCCAGGAAAAAACUCAGGUACCAGUACUUAGAGGAGCUGGUGGCUGACAGAGAAAAGGCUGUGCUCGCUCUUAGAAAAGAGCUCGACAUGUAUCGCCAGUGGGGCCAGGAACUUGAUGCCGGUCGAGUGCCCGAAGGCCUGCAGGCGAUGCUGGAAGAAAUCGGCGACUUCCAGCCGGAGAAGACGGUGAAGCAGUAACCACCAGAGGGAGCGAGAAAGAAGAAAGGAAGGAGCAAACGACAAGGGAGGAAACCCGGAAAAGGAAGAAAUAAGGAGCACCAGAAAAUUGGGGGAAAAAGAACGGAUUUGGAACAGUUCCGCGACCAUUUUCCUUGCUUACACAUUUUUCUUUUCUUUUUUUUUUUAUCGCCCUUUACAACUCCACUCUAAGAUUGAAAGUUUUAUCCGCGUCCGGUCUCUUCCGGUUCUUUCCCUUUUUCUUUUUUCCUAGUACAAAUCGGCGUCGAGUCGGACCUCGGGGCUCCUCUUUCCCGACUUUACACUUUAGAGUAUUCUUCUUUGUUAUUAUUUUCCUUCUUGUUACCUGCGAUUAGAGUUAAGUCGACUUUUUGUACUUUUAAUCUCUGUCACCACACGCACACAUACACAUACACACACACACACCCUUUCCGCCGCUCGCAGCGCGUUCUUAUUUCCCUCUUCCUCGCUCGCGUUUAUUUUUUGUCCCUUUUUCUCACCUCGGUAUUUUAUUUUUUUUAUUCUUUGCCCUUCUUUCUCUCUUGUACGCGUUUUAUUCUCGCGCGAGCGCCGGAAGGUGCGCCAUUGCGUUUGCGAGACCGAGGUGUGUUUUAUUAAAUUAUGUGAUGCGUUGCUCGCCGUUUAGGCGAACUUUCUCGUUUACUCGAACGGUAGGACCGGUCGUUGUGCAUUGUAUUUUAAAUAAAAAGAGUAAUGUUUAAGGUAA
Messenger RNA from Orussus abietinus, 1232 nucleotides. It is a transcript of the gene REPTOR-BP, whose product is annotated as cAMP-responsive element-binding protein-like 2. Gene Ontology annotation, molecular function: DNA-binding transcription factor activity. Bases 143 to 505 code for a protein of 120 amino acids. The record is from RefSeq and is a predicted model, not a curated record. Gene Ontology annotation, biological process: regulation of DNA-templated transcription. The transcript is spliced from 4 exons. Gene Ontology annotation, cellular component: nucleus. NCBI's taxonomy places the organism in Eukaryota, Metazoa, Arthropoda, Insecta, Hymenoptera, Orussidae.